Messenger RNA from Acanthosepion pharaonis, 564 nucleotides. Lineage: Eukaryota; Metazoa; Mollusca; Cephalopoda; Sepiida; Sepiidae. The record is from the annotation of a GenBank genome assembly.
AUGCGAUCGCUCAUUCCACCCGUUCAUUUUGCUCGCUCAUUCCGCUCGUUCAUUCCGCCUGCUCAUUCCCAUCACUCAUUCCGCCACUCAUUCUAUUUCGCUCGCUCAUACCACCCACUCAUUCCAUCCGAUCAUUCCACCCGCUCAUUCCGCUACCUCAUUCCGCCCACUCAUUCCGGCCUCAUUCGCCCGCUCAUUCCACCCGCUCAUUCCACCCGCUCAUUCCGCCCACUCAUUCCGCCCGCUCAUUCCACCUGCUCAUUCCGCCCACUCAUUCCGCCUGCUCAUUCCGCUAGCUCAUUCUGCCUGCUGAUUCCGCCCGCUCAUUCCACCCGCUCAUUCCACCCGCUCAUUCCGCCCACUCAUUCCGCCCGCUCAUUCCGCCAGCUCAUUCCGCCUGCUGAUUCCGCUCCACCUGCUCAUUCCGCCCGCUCAUUCCACCUGCUUAUUCCACCUGCUCAUUCCACCCGCUCAUUCCGCCCCUCAUUCCGCCCGCUCAUUCCACCCGCUCAUUCCGCCCACUCAUUCCGCCCGCUCAUUCCGCUAGCUCAUUCCGCCAGCUGA